GCCAUGUCGACGCUGAGCUACUACGCGGACGCGGGUGUUGUCCAGGACCCGGAGGACGUGCCAGUGAGGUUCCCAUCAGCUGCAGGAGUGGAGCAGGCGAUGCUGGGCGAAUAUGGCGGACAGGACGCGUGUCCUUUGCAGAAAUCCUCCAUUUUCGGCGCGUCCUGGGGUCCCAUGGCGGCGCACGCACCUCCCAACCCGACCACGCCGACCUACAUCCAUCACCACUACACCGGCAGCGGGGACGCCGACGGCAUGUUCGCCCGCUCCUGGGCCUUGGAGCCGGUGUCUGCGCCCCUGUGCUUGACCGGACUACCGUCGACGGCCAUGCAUUAUGAGAUCAAACCGGAGCCGCUGAUUGGGAGUGGCGAGUGCACGACUUUGGAGACGCACACUCCUCUUUUGUCUGACGCAGAGAGCGCCGCGGCCUUGGCGGAGGUUCCCUGCGAGGGCACAUCCACGUCCAAGCCGCCGGAGAAGAGCCCUUCAGCGGGGGAGAGGAGGGAGGUGGACGCCAACAACCCCUCGUCCAACUGGCUGCACGCCAAGCCCACCCGAAAGAAGCGCUGCCCUUACACAAAGCACCAAAUCCUGGAACUGGAAAAGGAGUUUCUGUACAACAUGUAUCUCCCCCGGGACCGCAGAUACGAGGUGGCCAGACUGCUGAAUCUGACCGAGAGACAAGUGAAAAUCUGGUUCCAGAACCGCAGGAUGAAGAUGAAGAAAGACAACAAAGACCGCAGGAGAGACAGUUAAGUGCACAUGUAAUAAUAGUCGUAAUAAUAAUAAUGGUGCGUUAGAGAGCCUGUAGGAAAAAAAUGAGUUUGGGUUGUGUUGUUGUUGUUGUUGUUGUUGUUGUUGUUGUUGUUGUUGUUGUCGUUCUGACCUGUUGUAGUUUGUGUUGUCGAAGCAAUGUUGGAUGUUUAUUCCCCCCCCCCCCCGGCCCCCCCUAACCCACGUGCGUGUUUGUGAGCUCCAUUUCUAUAGUGAAUUGUAUUUGGUAUUCAUAAUUUAAAUGCAUGAAAUAAUCCUCGACUACCUGAAUGUCUUUCAGCUACCUACUUGCAACGUUUACAUUCAUUAUUAAUAUUGUUCUUUU
Molecule: messenger RNA, 1099 nt
Organism: Entelurus aequoreus (snake pipefish)
Lineage: Eukaryota; Metazoa; Chordata; Actinopteri; Syngnathiformes; Syngnathidae
Gene: hoxa9b
Product: homeobox A9b
Exons: 2
Coding region: 4-756 (250 amino acids)
Biological process (GO): regulation of transcription by RNA polymerase II; anterior/posterior pattern specification; proximal/distal pattern formation
Cellular component (GO): nucleus
Molecular function (GO): RNA polymerase II cis-regulatory region sequence-specific DNA binding; DNA-binding transcription factor activity, RNA polymerase II-specific
Source: RefSeq, a predicted model, not a curated record